AACUGAAGCCCAGCCCGAGAAGAACGGGUCUUAGCCUUGGCACGAGCCUUACCACCUUGUUUUCCGCGUCCCGACAUCUGAUCAAUCUAAUCAAGGUGCUUAGCAAAGAAGAAGCAAAACGAAAGUACAAAUUCUCUUAACAAAUGAGAAGCAAUUAUACUUCGAAGCCGAAUUGUAAAUUACACUGUUUGAUUGGUUAAAAGGGUCUAAAAGCUUGCAACCAAUUAAAAAGGAGAACUGAUAUCACAUAAUUUGCAUACCACCGAACAACGUGGAAAAUUUAUCCAAUCAAAGUGUAAAGUUUUAAAUACCAUAUUUGCAUAGUAGCUCUACAAAUAUGCUGAGUGAUGUUUUCGCGAGUUACUUUUUUCUUUAACUUGGCACGGUGUUCGUCAUGCCUGAGCCGGCCAAGUCCGUUCCCGCCCCGAAGAAGGGCUCCAAGAAGGCGGUGACCAAAGCCCAGAAGAAAGAUGGCAAGAAGCGCAAGCGCAGCCGCAAGGAGAGCUAUUCUGUGUACGUGUACAAGGUGCUGAAGCAGGUCCACCCGGACACUGGCAUCUCGUCCAAGGCCAUGGGUAUCAUGAACUCGUUCGUCAAUGACAUUUUCGAGCGCAUCGCGGGCGAGGCGUCGCGCCUGGCACAUUACAACAAGCGCUCGACCAUCACGUCGAGGGAGAUCCAGACGGCCGUGCGCCUGCUGCUACCCGGGGAGCUGGCCAAGCACGCCGUGUCCGAGGGUACCAAGGCUGUCACCAAGUACACCAGCUCCAAGUAACCUUAGCAAGAAAGUGCUUUUCGUGGGAUUGAACCCGGGGCCAAGGCAGUUGGAAGAGCGCAUCCCUAACCACUGGACAUCCUGGGAACUCCCAUAACAUUCUC
This is a messenger RNA of Balaenoptera acutorostrata (minke whale), 879 nucleotides long. RefSeq names its product histone H2B type 1-C/E/F/G/I-like. The transcript has 2 exons. Gene Ontology annotation, molecular function: structural constituent of chromatin; DNA binding; protein heterodimerization activity. Lineage: Eukaryota; Metazoa; Chordata; Mammalia; Artiodactyla; Balaenopteridae. Gene Ontology annotation, cellular component: nucleosome. Bases 395 to 775 code for a protein of 126 amino acids. The record is from RefSeq and is a predicted model, not a curated record.